AUGGACGAAGACUGUUUCUAUUGGGGAGAAACAUUGGAUAAUCGUGCCGGUCUAGUCCCUUCAAAUUUUGUGCAGAGGGUAUCAGACGAGGAAAUGUCCAAUCUUCUUCAACAGACUUCCCUCCAACAACCCUCAACCUCAAAAACAUUUGUCCCAAUAGAAGAAAAUUUUUGUUGUUCGUCAAUCCCCUCAACAUCAACAAUAACAACAACAACAAAUGCUGCUACACAAAAUAAUAAAAUUUUUAAUUUAAAACAACAAUCUCCACUUGUUAUUAAUAGAGUAGACUCUCCCUCUUUUGUGUUGUCUGUUCCCCAACAUUUAGCGCAAAUUAGACACGAUUUUACAGAAUUAGAGAAACAACAAAAACAUUUGUUGCAACCUGAUUCGGUUUGCCCUUAUCCCCCUACCGACGUUAGCAAAAUUACGGUGCAAGAACUAAAACAUCCAGACAAUCCAAGAAUUCCCUAUCCACGUGAUUUACAAGUAGAAAGACGUCUUUCCCGUUCUUUGCUCAUUUCUUGGUUGCCACCAGAAAGUGGGGGUGGAAUUCCUCUACAUCAACAAACAAUUAGCCAAUAUCAGGCAUUUUUGUUUAUUUUGAAAAAUUAUUUUUCCUUAAAAAAGGUCUGUUCAAAUAACCAAAUAUGUGCAGUUGUGCCCGGUUCUUUCAAGUGCCGUGCCUUGCUAGAAGACUUGGAUUUAGAUAAAUUUGUUAAUGUUUCUGUACGCUCAGUUACUUCGGAUGGGUUAACUAGCCCUGAUGCUGCCUGUACGUUGGCUGUAGGUUCUGGUAUUGUAAACAAUUUAACCCCAACAUCAACACAACUAAGUUGGUAUCCUUCAAACAGCAAUACCGAACAUAUAAUUCUCUUAAAUGCAAUAAAAGUUGGCGUUUGUCCGCCUGCUGUCUUUCAAGUUCAAAUAAACGGCCUUACACCCUCAACAAUUUAUCGUCUCUCUGUUAGAACAAAACAUCCCCGCGCUGUUUUAGAAAAGAGGCCUGUAGAGAGAUGUGUAGACUUUAAAACGUUGCCUAAAAUUGGCCUUCCAGACCCUCCUUUAGAGGUUAGAGCAGAAAAUGGGCCCCAGCCUGGAACUUUGCUUGUCUCUUGGAAACCAAAUUCCUCACAGCCAAGGCCUCCCUCACGUGCAGCAGUUCAAAGCUAUUUAGUCUAUGCAGACGGUCGAUGUAUUGCUGAAAUCCCCGGGUCAACAGCAGAUCAUGUUCUGUUGAGGCUUUCUGAUUUUGCUGAUGACCCUCCAAUGUUUAUUACUGUCAGAACUAAAACUAAAGAAGGAAAUGUUUCUGCUGACUCUAAAGUUGUUCGAGUACCUCGUGGUGGAAAUGGAACGACAAAUGAGAGGGAAGGAGUCGUCAUUAUGCAAAAUAAUUCUUCAUUGCCUUACUACUCUUCAGGUAAAAUAAUAUGUAGGAGAAUUUGCUUUUCUAUAAGUAUUAGACUUCGCUAUACUCCUUGGAGCUGUUAA
Molecule: messenger RNA, 1491 nt
Organism: Meloidogyne enterolobii
Lineage: Eukaryota; Metazoa; Nematoda; Chromadorea; Rhabditida; Meloidogynidae
Source: the annotation of a GenBank genome assembly